Drosophila willistoni is the source of this 1095-nucleotide messenger RNA. It is a transcript of the gene PIG-F, whose product is annotated as glycosylphosphatidylinositol anchor biosynthesis protein 11. Gene Ontology annotation, cellular component: endoplasmic reticulum membrane. The coding region runs from base 1 to 906 and encodes 301 amino acids. The record is from RefSeq and is a predicted model, not a curated record. The transcript is spliced from 2 exons. Gene Ontology annotation, biological process: GPI anchor biosynthetic process. Lineage: Eukaryota; Metazoa; Arthropoda; Insecta; Diptera; Drosophilidae.
AUGAAGUCGCAACAACGGAGGCCUAGUGAACUGUGUCGAUUCUUAUUAAAAAAAUAUUUAAAAGCAUCGCUGUCAUUGCUUGUCGUGACUCACGCUUAUAUUUUAUUCUGCCAUCUACAGGGACCCACUGUAGUGUUGCAAAACGUAGGGAUAUCCGAAAAAUCUUUUCGUCACAUAUCUUCAAUUAAAACUAUGGUUUUAUCGCGUUUUGAUCAACAAAAAACCAAACACCAGCUCUUUCAUGUGUCACUUAGUCUGGCUACCAUCCUAAUAUGCAUGGCCUAUAUGCAAUAUCGUCGCAACUGGGAGCACCUUGGCAGCUUUUGGGACUCGCUAAUUGUGCCGAUAGUUUUCAUUGGGGAGUUGCUGAAGGUGUUGUUGGCCCACUUCUAUGGACGCAUCGAGGAUGGUGUUCUAACGGCCAAACAGAGACAAAAGAAAGCGGCAUACUUUACGCCUCGUGAGAUUUUGGGUGGACUGACGUUGCAGUUUCUGUGUACAUUGCUCUAUGCGUUCAUUUGCAUCAUCCUUGGAGCACCAGUCUUGGGGAACUAUGAACAGACAUUUGUUCUAUCGUUACUGAUGACGCUGCUGACGGUUUCUCCGACUGUAUUUUUGCUUGGAGGAGGUGGCGCCCUCCAGGUUUGUUUUUGUGAAAAGCCGGAGUUUGUCACCAAGUGCGAGGAUACAGCGCUAAAUCUAUUUAAGUACAAUGCAUUGGGCGGCAUAUUGGGUGCAUGGGCUGGCAGUGUCGUGGCUCCCUUGGACUGGGGCCGAGAUUGGCAGGUCUAUCCCAUACCGAAUGUGAUUGGUGCUUUACUAGGCAGUGCUUUGGGCAAUAUAUAUGCGUGUACACAUGUUCUCUAUGCCACCGUUCGAAUGUACAUGAGCAAAAAGCGGGGCUAAGCGUCGGCAAAACAACAAGGAGCAGGUGGAGAAAUUAAGAAGCAAAUGCUAUUUAUCCUGCCACCGAAGAUGCAUUGCCACAUCCACCACACUCACACACCACAUUCAAAAAUCAUCAUGCACAUUUGUCUAGUCACAAGAUCUACCAAAAAAACAAAUACUAAAUAUAAAAGCAAUUAAUGUUACAAA